AAUACAAGAAGUUAAAAUUUUUUGUUUUUAAGGAUCAUGAAUUAUUAGUUAAUAAGUUAACAUAAAUAAAUGUUUGAUGCAGAGGAACACACUCAUCAAAGGUUAAAUCCUUUACUUAAUGAAUGGGUUAUUGUUUCGCCUCAUAGAACUAAAAGACCCUGGAAUGGCCAGGUAGAAACAAGUGAAGAAGCAUCUGUUUUGAGGCAUGAUAUAACCAAUCCUCUUUGUCCUGGAGUAAUGAGACCAUCAGGAAAGGUCAAUGAAAAUUAUACAAGUACCUAUGUCUUUGAAAAUGAUUUUCCUGCAUUGCUUACCAGUAUUCCAGAGCCACAAAAUAGUGAAGAUGACCUUUUUCAAGUAAAAUCUGCAACAGGUAUAUGUCGCGUUAUGUGUUUUCAUCCAUAUUCGGAUCUCUCUCUUCCUCUAAUGAGUGAAAAUGAAAUAUUGGCAGUUAUAGCUGAGUGGAUCAGACAAGUUCUGGAACUCUCACAAAAGUAUGAAUGGAUUCAAAUAUUUGAAAACAAAGGCACUAUGAUGGGUUGUUCAAACGUUCAUCCACAUUGUCAGAUUUGGGCUUGCUCAUUUUUACCACGUGGAAUACAAAUAGAGGAUGAUAACCAGCGCAUGUAUUACAAAAAACACAAGAAAAGCAUGUUGAUGGAAUAUGCUAGAAAAGAAAUGGAGAAAAAGGAUCGUAUUGUUGUUGAAAACCAAGACUGGCUUGUUGUGGUUCCGUAUUGGGCAAUGUGGCCUUAUGAACUUCUUGUGUUACCAAAAGCUCCUACAAAAAGAAUAAGCGAUCUUACACAGAUACAACAAAAAUCCUUGGCUAUCAUAAUGAAGAUAUUUCUCACAAAGUAUGAUAACUUAUUCAAGACGUCAUUUCCUUACACUAUGGGUUGGCAUGGUGCACCCUUUAAUGAAAAAUGUUUGAGCGAUUGUUCCCAUUGGCAACUUCAUGCUCAUUAUUUUCCGCCACUUUUACGGUCUGCUAGUAUAAAGAAACACAUGGUAGGGUUUGAAAUGCUGGCUGGUCCAAUGAGAGAUAUAACACCGGAAAAGGCUGCCAGUAUAUUACGUGGUCUCUCUAGUGUGCACUAUAAAGAAGCAUGAAUACAAUGGUUUAUUAGAAAUAGAUAUUUUCAUAUUCACUGCUUGAUUCAUAUAUUUCAUUUGGUCUCUUAAAUAUUAAAAUCAUCAGAAAUUCUAUCUACAGGUAUUGAAACAUAGUUUGUUGACCUCACCAUGCGAGCAGAAGAUUUUCCAUAACAUGAAUCAGUAGUUAUUGCUAAAAAUGUAAAACAAACUUUCAUCAAGAUUAAUGUUAUUGUAAUACCAUAUUAUUAGAAUAUACAUAACUUAAUAGUA
Molecule: messenger RNA, 1368 nt
Organism: Hydra vulgaris (swiftwater hydra)
Lineage: Eukaryota; Metazoa; Cnidaria; Hydrozoa; Anthoathecata; Hydridae
Product: galactose-1-phosphate uridylyltransferase
Biological process (GO): beta-D-galactose catabolic process via UDP-galactose, Leloir pathway
Cellular component (GO): cytoplasm
Molecular function (GO): UDP-glucose:hexose-1-phosphate uridylyltransferase activity; zinc ion binding
Source: RefSeq, a predicted model, not a curated record